Molecule: messenger RNA, 687 nt
Organism: Peronospora farinosa
Lineage: Eukaryota; Oomycota; Peronosporomycetes; Peronosporales; Peronosporaceae
Source: the annotation of a GenBank genome assembly
AUGGAAGCCGUAAAGAAAGCAAGUGGUGCUGUGGUUGUUGGUGUACGUGGCAAGAAUUCGGUCGUCUUGGCUGUUGAGCGCAAGGAGACGGCCAAGCUUCAGGAUCCACGUACAGUUCGCAAGAUUUGUAAAGUGGACGAUCAUAUUUCUAUUGCCUUUGCGGGACUUACGGCCGAUGCUCGUGUACUGGUGAACAAGGCACGACUCGAGUGCCAAAGCUAUCGUCUCACGGUCGAAGAUUCGCCAUCUGUCGAGUACGUGGCGCGUUACGUUGCACGUGUUCAGCAAAAGUACACGCAACGUGGCGGUGUGCGGCCAUUUGGUAUCUCAAUGCUUAUUGCUGGCUGUGACGAUAAGGGAGUGCCUCAAUUGUACCAGACAGAUCCAUCUGGCACUUUUUCAGCCUGGAAAGCAAAUGCUACAGGCCGUAACUCGACCAAUAUUCGUGAGUUUCUGGAAAAGCACUUUGUCGAGAAUGCCACCGAGGAGGAAGCCGUGUCUCUGGCUAUUAAGGCGCUGCUUGAGGUUGUUGAAUCAGGCAGCAAAAACAUUGAGAUUGUCGUCGUGAGAACGGGCGGCAAGAUUUCGCCACUUGAGGAUGACAAGGUGAACGAACUCUGCAAUAAGAUCGAAGCUGAGAAGGAGGCAGCUCGCCAGGCCAGCGGCGAGAGCAAGUCAUCUGGAUAG